CAAGAUCCGCUUCGUGUCUCGACCCCAAAAAUUUUAUGAUGAUUCGAAAGGUUUGGAGGUAUUCGCAGUUUAUUCUUUAACUUUGAAGAAAUGUUUGCUUUCCUGAAGUUGGACAACUGACAAUUAAACGUAUCAUGCUGAGACAGAAACGACAAUUAUAUAAAAAUUAUCCUAUAUAAGUAGGAGAUGAAGUCUUCUGUUGGAAGUGUUGAAAACAAACUUUCCGGCAACGCCAACGAGCAUAUGCUUCUUUACUGAUGAUUCUAGCUUGACGUCGAUUAACGUCUGAAAAGCUGUUGUGAGAUUGUUGAUCACUUCGUAACAAGUUGCAAGGAAAGUGAAGGAGCCUCCAGUUUUGCAAUGUCAAACUUAAUUUACUCCUUGGUGUUUUUGCUUGGUGUCUCAAAGUUCGGAAAAUGUGAUAAAUGUAUACUGCCCAUGGAUUUGGCGAUUCUGGCAGAUAUAUCACAGAGUCUAAGAGGUGAAGAUCUCACAAAACUGAGAGAAAUCAUUCACGAUUUAGUAGACAGAGUGGGUGUGUCUGAAAGAGGAACUCACUUUGCUGUUAUCACGUUUGGCGGGAAUACGAGUGUUGUAAACAACUUUGCCAACAGCACUUACUAUGACGCAAGUUACUUGAAGACACGUGUAACUGAGGCACUGCGUAGAAACUCGAGACGCGAGGGAACUCGUACAGAUAUGGCACAACGCCAGGCAGCGACAAAGCUCUUUACCACUGAAGGUGGAGACAGAGCCGGUGUCAGAAAUGUGAUGUUCAUCUUUACCGACGGAAAGUUUUAUAUCAGCAAGCGAUGGGAUAGACGACCCAAUAUUACGCUUUUAAACACCACGAGAGAAUUGGAGAAAAAAGAUGUGAGAAUCAUAGUUGUUGGAAUUGGCCGAGAUGUGUCGGAGGAAAAGAUGAGGAAAGCAGCCGGCAGCAAGGGACAAGUGAUCACACGUCAGAGUUAUUAUGAAUUGUCCGAGAGUCUUGAUGAGCUGGUCGACGAAAUAUGCAUACCAAGAGAUGGGAACUACUCUGACUGGUCAGAGUCUGAGUGCAGUGUGACGUGUGGCGGAGGAACAAAGACUCUUACGAGGACCUGUACCAGUCCCCCACCGGCCAAUGGUGGAAGGGACUGCACUAGAUUGGGACCAGCAUCAAAAAAUGUUCCCUGCAAUGAAUAUGAAUGCACAAUAUGCCCCAUGGAUGUGGCAUUUAUCAUGGACUCUUCCGGAAGCAUUAAAAGAGCGGAAUUCUAUGAUGAAAAAGAGCUCGUCAAGAGGCUGGUGGCGCGCGUGACAGCAACUGCCAACCGAGAAGCUCUAAUUAUGUUCAGUUCAUCAGCGACUGUCAAAGCGCAAUUGGGACAGUACGAUAAUGCGGAAAAAUACCUGGAGGUCAUACAAAAAUUGCGAAAAACAAACGAGAGAUCUCGAAUCGAUAGGGCUCUAGAUGUGGCGGUCAAUAAGGUGUUCUCAUCUGCAAGACCCUAUGCAUAUAAGAUUGCAGUCAUUCUAAGUGAUGGCGUACAAUCAAGAGGAGCCAGAGGCUUGAGGGACAGUUCCAGGCCCUUACGACAAGCAAACGUUCGUAUAUUAGCGGUAGGGAUUGGAACUGGUAUGACGAAAAAUAGAUUGAGGCUUAUGACAGAAAAUGACGACGAUGUUGUGGAUGUGAAAGAUAUUGAUGGAUAUCUGCAGGAUAUAAUGAACAAUGUUUAUCAAAAUCCUUGCGGCGCUGUGCUUCAACCAGAACCUGGAAACAUCUUUUCUAGAGAAUGCGCAGACCAUCCUUCCUACGCAACAAAUUGUGCUAUGAAAGCAACAGAGCGCAUGUGUUGGGACCAUCCAGAUUUUAUGGACAUUUACUGUCCUAAGUCAUGUGAACGCUGCUAAUGAGCAGUACAAAGGAAUGAAGCCCAAAUCAAACUCAAGAUUUACUUAAUCACGCUCAUUACUUCAUUACACAGGACUUUUAUUUUAUUGUGAUGAAUAAUCAAUUCAGUCGCUAAAGCUGAAUAAAGUAAAAAAAUGGAACGAAACGUUCAGUUGAUCAGUCAAUAAAGAGAAUUAGCAAAAACUAGAUUAUUCUUUACUUAUCUAUGAAUAAAAUUAAUUACUGUCCCUCUGUCUUAUUUUAGACUCUCGUGUCCAAUUUGUAAACUUGCGUACUUGUGCACUGGUGUCAGAUUUAAGACACCAUAGUACAAUUUUAGACUCUAGUUAGUGUCUAUUUUAGACACUUUAGUCUCGGUCACAUGCUGAGACAGGAAUGUCACUCAAAAUAGAAAAUUAAAUUAUUGUUCUUCUGUCUUUCGAUAUGCAUUUGCAAGUUUUUUUUAACUGUGCGUCCCUAAGCAAAAUCUGGGAAACACGGGAAUUAAUGACGCUGUGUGUUUUAUGCAAAAAGUAUUUCUACAGAAAUGCACCUAC
This is a messenger RNA of Stylophora pistillata, 2436 nucleotides long. Its product is annotated as matrilin-1. The record is from RefSeq and is a predicted model, not a curated record. NCBI's taxonomy places the organism in Eukaryota, Metazoa, Cnidaria, Anthozoa, Scleractinia, Pocilloporidae.